This is a messenger RNA of Trichoderma harzianum CBS 226.95, 4248 nucleotides long. RefSeq lists its product as hypothetical. Bases 1 to 4248 code for a protein of 1415 amino acids. The record is from RefSeq and is a predicted model, not a curated record. Gene Ontology annotation, molecular function: protein serine/threonine kinase activity; ATP binding. NCBI's taxonomy places the organism in Eukaryota, Fungi, Ascomycota, Sordariomycetes, Hypocreales, Hypocreaceae. Gene Ontology annotation, biological process: protein phosphorylation. Gene Ontology annotation, cellular component: cytoplasm. The transcript is spliced from 10 exons.
AUGCCGGCCGAGAACAUUUAUCCCGCUAGCAAUGGGCGAUUCGCCGCUCCCCCUCCGCGCGAGAGGUCGAAUGCCCCGUCCACGCCCUCUCGCAAGGACCGCCAAAGGGAAAGCGCGGCCAUGCAGGACCCUGGGCUCAAGGACUAUCGCUUGGGCGAAUGCCUCGGAAAGGGAGCCUUUGGAUCGGUGUACAAGGCCUUCAACUGGGGUACCGGAGAGGCCGUGGCCAUUAAGCAAAUCAAGCUAACAGAUUUGCCAAAGAGUGAGCAGCGGAUGAUAGAGAGCGAAAUUGACCUGCUCAAGAACCUUUUUCAUGAGAACAUUGUCAAGUAUAUCGGUUUCGUCAGGUCAACCGAAUGCCUCAACAUCAUCCUGGAAUACUGUGAAAAUGGCUCGCUCCAUUCAAUAUGUAGAGAAUAUGGCAAGUUUCCGGAAAACCUUGUCGGCGUCUACACAACCCAAGUUCUCCAAGGCCUUCAAUACCUCCACGACCAAGGCGUCAUCCAUCGCGACAUCAAGGGCGCCAACAUCCUCACCACCAAAGACGGGACGGUCAAGCUUGCCGACUUUGGCGUCUCGACCAGCACGCUUGCUGGUGGACAGGACAAGGAGGCGCAAGUCGUUGGCACUCCUUACUGGAUGGCCCCUGAGAUCAUUCAGCUGUCCGGCGCCAGCUCCGCCUCGGAUAUCUGGAGUGUUGGAUGUACCGUUAUCGAGCUUCUCCAGGGCAAGCCGCCAUAUCACAAUCUGGCUGCUAUGCCGGCGUUAUUCGCCAUUGUCAACGAUGACCAUCCUCCACUGCCGGAAGGCAUCUCAGCUGCUGCCCGAGAUUUCCUCAUGCAGUGCUUUCAGAAGGACCCCAAUCUCAGAGUCUCGGCUCGAAAACUACUCAGGCAUGCCUGGAUUGUGGGGUGCCGCCGCACAGACGCGCCCGUCUCAAGGACACCGGCCAACUUUGACGAUGCGGUUGAGGAGGUUAAACAGUGGAACAAGGCCCUCAACUCCUCAGGGACUUCUCUCCGCACAUCUUUAGGCUCCGACGCCGUCUCUCGAAUCUCUAGCGGAACACCGUCUAAGGGCCGGUUAGGCCUUGCUAAACCAAGGCUCAGUGCUGGUGCAGGUGCGGGAAUCGGUGCCUUCAAACUGGCUGAGCUAGAUGAUGAUAAUUGGGACGACGACUUUGCAACAGCAAUUUCUCCCAGUGCUUUGCAACUUCCGCAUCUAAGACCGCAAGAUAACUUUGGAGGGCUUCUCUCCGCCGACAAACUUAAAGCUUUUGCGUCAGUGAAUGAUCUCAGGGGCGAUGUAAACAACUACGAUAACGAUUUUGAAGGCGACAUGAUGACCAUCAAGGGGCCCAACAAUGAGCUCUAUCAGGAAUCUCAGGAGCAGACAAUACGACCCGUCUCCAGGAGGAUGACGGCAUCAAAACCUGCAUCACCGCCAAAAGUGGUGCACCAAGCAUCCAGGCCGACCCUCAGCCAAGCAGUUACUUCGCCUAACCUGUCUCGGACGAAAUCCCCUCCAAAGCCACACUUUGGGAACAAGUUCGAAUUGCCUCCUCGUCCUGGCGCUAUUUACCGAGAGCAGAGCUCUGAGGACUACUCUGAUCUCUUUUCUGAUGACGAUAGUGAGUUUGACCAAAAGGUUCAUCAAGCCGGCGGCUUGCGUCAACCUGAAGCGCCUCAGCUCUUCCACCCAUCCGACCUAACCAGCUUGCCUCGAUCAAUGCAGGCCCCCGACGGCAGCGUGGUAAGGAAAAAGGCACUGUCAAGGCCGUCAGUCCUUCCCGAUCGUCCCAUGAGACGUACUCGCUCUUCUAUCGAGAUUCAGAAGUUCGCCGAAGAUGAUGAUGAGGAUUUCUCCGACGUUUUCGGGCCCGAGGAAUCCAUAGCCGAAAGAGAAGAAAGUGAGCGAGGCUCAGAAGAAGCCGGUCUCAUGCUCCUAUCCAGAAUGUCAGGAAACUCUUGGUUAGGCGACGACGACGAUGAAGAUGACCCGUUUGCGUCCAUGGACCCAGGGUGGGACGAGAUGGACAUGGACGCGAAGAUUGCGCGAGACAGGCAUGCACGGCUUGCUGAAAAGAUAGAAGAACUGGUUGGUUCUCUAAAGAUGACUGAAGGCGAAGACAUAUUGGCAGAUCUCUCUGAACAUUUACUGGGAUUGCUAUGGGAAACCCCAGAAGCAAAAAACCUCAUCAUCAGUGCUCAUGGAUUGCUGCCUCUAUUGGAAAUUCUGGAGCCCUGUACGGUAAAGAGCAGACACCAUAUGAUUCUUCAGCUGCUUAAAGUCGUCAACGCGAUUAUUCUCGAUGACGUUGAAAUUCAGGAGAACUUGUGCUUCGUUGGAGGAAUACCUAUCAUUACCAAGUUCGCCGCACGACAAUAUUCUAAUGAGAUUCGCCUGGAAGCCGCCGCAUUCGUCCGCCAAAUGUACCAGACAUCGACUUUGACGCUACAAAUGUUUGUCUCGGCAGGUGGUCUCAACGUUCUUGUCGAGUUUCUGGACGAAGACUAUGAUAGUUCUCGAGACCUUGUGCUCAUCGGAGUAAACGGCAUCUGGAACGUGUUUGAACUGCAGGGCCCGACUCCCAAGAACGAUUUUUGCCGCAUCUUCUCAAGGAGUAAAAUCCUCUAUCCGCUUGCGCUCGUUUUACACCGUGUUCUUGAUGAAGAAGGGGAAGAUGAGCUGAGUGAGCUCAUCGAGGGGCGCAUUGUCAACAUCUUUUACCUCUUUAGCCAAGCUGAAAACUAUGUCAAGGAAGUGGUGGCAGAUCGCCAGGUACUGAAGAGCGUCCUCAAAGAUCUCCGUCGAAUGACGCCGGCACAUCAGAUUACCAUGCUCAGGUUCAUCAAAAACCUGUCCAUGCUCUCAACAACCAUCGAAUCUUUGCACUCGGCUGAUGCCAUUGACUUCCUCAUCGAUCUAUUAAGUUACAGCAUGAAGAAAAAUCACCAACACCUCCGUGAGAUCUCUAAUCAGGUUCUCAAUACGAUGUUUAACCUCUGCCGGCUAAGCAAAGAGAGGCAGGAAGAUGCUGCCGUUGGGGGCAUCAUCCCGCUGUUGCUGCGGAUCAUGAAAACGGACCGGCCGCCGAAGGAAUUUGCCUUGCCGAUCCUCUGCGACAUGGCUCACUCUGGAUCCAAGGGGCGAAGAUACCUCUGGCAGAACAAGGGUCUCGAUUUCUACGUGUCAUUACUGUCAGACCAGUACUGGCAAGUUACCGCGCUGGAUGCCAUUUUGGUCUGGCUCCAGGAGGAAACGGCCAACGUGGAAAGCCAUCUGAUGGACAACAACUUCUCGCGAGCCAUUGUCUCUUGCUUCGGCACUAACAGACUGAACGCGUUUGACUUUAACCUAUUGGAGCCGCUGCUAAAGCUUCUUCGUCUAAGUCCGGGCUUGACAGCAUCGCUAGCAAAGCCCGAGAUGUUCGCCGGCAUUACCCAGAGGUUAGGACACAAGAAGGCAGUAGUGCGGCUUAACUUGUUGAGGCUUGUGCGUGCCAUUAUGGAUGUCUGCGACCCUGGCGUCCUUGGGAGCGGAGACGGCGCCCGGACACUCAACAGUGCCCAGAUGCGAUCCCUCAUGGACUCGAUUCAGCUUCUGGCGGAGAAGGAUUCCGCUGUGCUCGUUCGCAAUCUUGCUUCGGAGCUUAUCAAGGCACACUCUUCCCAGCCAGCAUCACCGGUCAUGAUGAGGCACGAAGGCAUGAUUUCCUCCACCCAGGUCAACCUAUCAUCCUCAUCAAGGCGCGGGUCAAGGCACAACACAAAUUACACUCCGCAAAGCCUACAGUCUUCCAUGUCCAUGCCUCAGACCCCAACGCACAGGAGUAGAGGCAGUAGCAAUGCCUUCAUCGAGGUUGCCGCCAGUCCUCGGCGAUCAGGGGCGGCGCUAGACAGAGAGAAUGCCAUGUACCGGCCACAGAGCCGAGAAGGACCCCCGCGGCGAGUGAGCAACGACUCCAACUCGAUGGCUAGCAGCAGCAGUGGCGGAGCCGGUGGCUAUGGACUGAAGAGCCGAUUAACGCCGCGAACGCCCAUCACGUCUAGCAUACAGCAGCGGAGCAGCGCGGGCAUGUUGAGAGGGGAGUUCAUGGCCCCCAUGGUUGUUCGUAGCGAGAGCAAUCUUAGUAGCAAUGGGUCUCGGCCGAGUAGUAGCGCCAGCUCGGGUAUUGUUUCUACGCCGAAGGCGAGACAUAAGACGUCGUCGUCGUCGAUUGACGUUAUGCGGCAGUCAAGUCGAUGA